Hepatospora eriocheir is the source of this 705-nucleotide messenger RNA. NCBI's taxonomy places the organism in Eukaryota, Fungi, Microsporidia, Hepatosporidae. The record is from the annotation of a GenBank genome assembly.
AUGUUAAACAAAGAAAUAGUUUCAUUGAUAGAAAAAGAAGAUAUUUAUUCAUUAUUUUGUACCGAGACAGCAUCAUAUGGAAAUGUAUUAGAUAAUUUAAAUAACAUAGAAGAUCCAAUGAUACUACAUGAAAAGAUUAAGGAGUAUUUUAUAAACAUAAUGCAACAAACUAGAGAAACAUCUGCUUAUCAUGUAGAGAGUAAAAGAAUACUUUUAAGUGUAGAUAAUUUCUUGUAUUCAAGUGGUAUAAUAUCUCAACUACCUGAGUAUUCUGAUAUUAUAAAAAAAGAAGUUAAUUAUGUUCCACCUGAAAUAAAUCCAUCCAAUCCUGAUGGUCUUACAGGAGAAAAGCUAGAUGAGGAUUAUUUGAAAUUCAAUGACAAUCAAAACAAUUUUAUUGGACUUAAUGAGUUUAGUUUUAUGAAUCAAAGACCAAAUGCAAUUGAUGAGAAUAUUACUUUUAAUGAGGGUCAUUUAAAUAUGAACGAAGGUAUCAUUAAUUACAAUGAAACAUUACCAUGUCAUAAAGGACCUUUUGUUGACAUGAUUUUAGAUAGUAAUUCAUCUGUGUUUAAAUCUGAUUCAACUCCAUUAAUAGAUAUUUAUUUAGAAAGUUUAAAAAGAUUUUCUAUUGAUAUCAAAAUAGAAUCAUUACACAGACAUAUUAAAUAUUUAGAAACUAGUGAAGAACCACCAAAAGAAUAA